This is a messenger RNA of Talaromyces marneffei, 1677 nucleotides long. RefSeq lists its product as uncharacterized. The record is from RefSeq and is a predicted model, not a curated record. Bases 1 to 1677 code for a protein of 558 amino acids. Gene Ontology annotation, biological process: regulation of DNA-templated transcription. Gene Ontology annotation, molecular function: zinc ion binding; DNA-binding transcription factor activity, RNA polymerase II-specific. Lineage: Eukaryota; Fungi; Ascomycota; Eurotiomycetes; Eurotiales; Trichocomaceae. The transcript is spliced from 4 exons.
AUGGUCUACUGCGGUAAACCCAGCAAAGGCUGUGGCGCCUGCCGUGCACGCAAAGUCAAGUGCGAUCAAGGCACUCCCUCCUGCCAGCGCUGCAUCAAAGCCCACAGGGAAUGUCCCGGCUACCGAGACCAGCUGUCACUCCUGUUUCGUGACCAGAGCAGCUCAGUUGCCAGAAAGGCAAAAUCAAAUACGACUAGUGUCCCCUCACCGUCGGCCGUCACUACAGUCACUGCCACAACAUCACCAACACCCGGCAGCUGGCGGAACCACGCAAACACACCAACAGACUACGAGCUGACACAGACAAGUGUGCGGAGCUCUCCGUCUGCGAAGAGUUUCCGUUCAGGAAACUAUGGCAGUUACGACCAGCAUAUCGAUUCUGAUGACUUCUCCCUCGUACCAGUAUUAAUAGACCGGAGACAGCAAGCCAUUUGCUACUGUCUUAAGAGCUUUGUAUGGCUCAACGGCAGUCUCAUCAAGGGGCUCGACUAUAAUGCCGACAUCUCGCCCACAGCCCCCAUGGCUCAGAAGGCCAUGAUGAAGGGAAUUUUGGCAGUGGGCAUGGCCAAUUUGUCAAGAACAGGGGCUCGUUCCCAGUCCAUGAAGAUUGAGGCACAGCAAGAAUAUUAUAAGGCGCUGAAAUUUACAAAUGCGGCCAUCUCGCAUCCCACGCAGGCCACGGAUGACGCUACACUUACUGCGAUUCUGUGUAUGUCGCUUUUCGAGAUUUUAACGAGUAGGAGACCCGAGAGAUUGGAUUCUUUUAUUCAACAUACAAAUGGUGCUGUUGCAUUACUCGAGCUUCGUGGGAGAUUACGGGUUAUUGAACCUCAAUCUUUGCACUUGUUUGAAUUCAUGCGAAGUGAAAUCUUGGUCAGCUGUAUAAUGAGAUGGCACCCCGUUCCCCCGAUGCUGCUCACUGUAUCCGAAAAAGCGGCCAUGCUACCAAGCACGGCCUUCUCAUUCAAGGCAUCACAUAAAAUGUGUGUUCUAAUAUCCCGAUUAAUCGACCUCCGCGUUGAAAUCAAGGGCGAAAAGAGCAGCAUGGAUUUCGAUUCCAUCAUCAUACCUCGUGCGGUUGCUUUAGAUUCUGAAUUUGAAGCGAUGAUGCGUACACUGCCGUCUGAAUAUACGCCGCAAGUACAUACCCUUGCCCCGGGACAAUAUUUCGAGCAUCCGACACUCGGCGUCCAACUUACUCCAUUGUAUGGGGUAUAUCAUCAAUAUCAAUCGUUUUUCAAUUGUUCCUUACAAAACAUUUACCGUUACGGACGAAUUUACACCAUUGAGAUUAUCCUCAACCGCAUGGAACGAAUGAGUCUUCAACCAGACUUCAUCCCCACGCUAGAAUUCAAGGAUACCUGCCAGCGACUCUGCGACCUCUCGCGACAACAAGCCCGUGAUAUAUGUGCCACAACACCGUUCUUAUGUGGCUUUUUAGGUGAUCAACAACAACUUGGUAAUUCUCCAUUUUUGACGAAUCCAGCUGGAGGGCUGGCCUGCCUUUUCCCGUUAUGGACUGCUGUAAGUGUUGAUGGGCAUGGCUCUGCCACAUGUCACUGGAUUGAGAAUACUUUGAAUAUGAUUGGGAGAGAGAUGGGGAUUGAUCAGGCUCUGGCUCUGGCGCAGAUAACGUUCCACGAGAAGGGUACGACUAGGUUUGUUGAUAGAUUAUAG